Molecule: messenger RNA, 558 nt
Organism: Cryphonectria parasitica EP155
Lineage: Eukaryota; Fungi; Ascomycota; Sordariomycetes; Diaporthales; Cryphonectriaceae
Exons: 2
Coding region: 1-558 (185 amino acids)
Biological process (GO): chromosome segregation
Cellular component (GO): kinetochore; Mis6-Sim4 complex
Source: RefSeq, a predicted model, not a curated record
AUGGCACCCACUGAAGCGACGAUCCUCACCAACUACCUGCUGGUUCCGGCACAGUUGCCAGCAAUCAUCUCGCUCAGGGAAUUCACAGAACUGUUCCCACGUUCUCAACAGUCAUCACCACAGAUCCGAAGACUAUAUAGAGACCUGCAGACCCAGAGAAACGCGCUUAUUGACGAUGUUGCAGCCAAUAUCGAGCAUGAGGCGAGGCGCGGCAAGGUGCUGCGACGCGAGGCUUUAAGAGCCAAGAGGGAGGCCGAGAGCCAAGAAGUGGACGAUGAAAUCGAUGUCGAGAGAGCACUUUACGGACCCGCUUCAAGGGCCUCAGGCCUGAAGCACAACAUCAGCUCCAUAAUCCCAGAGCUGGACAGUGCCGUGGAGGAACUAGAUGCUGCAGUCAAGAACCUCGAGGAUGAGGAGGCCGAGUUGCGACAGUCGAUCAGACAGACUGUCGGCAGCAUGAGCGAUCUUCGUUACGGCAGACUUUCAAACGCGCAGUUGAGCAAGCAGGUCCUUGAUGGGCUUCAGACGGUCCAAGAGACAUGCGAAGCAAAGAAAUGA